Messenger RNA from Racocetra persica, 128 nucleotides. The record is from the annotation of a GenBank genome assembly. Lineage: Eukaryota; Fungi; Glomeromycota; Glomeromycetes; Diversisporales; Gigasporaceae.
CUACUAAAGCUAUCAUUGCAACUAAGAAUAUCUGUAUCGAUAUAAAAUACAAUACCGAAAUGGCCGCUUCUCCUAUUGAUCAUACCAUGCCACCCCAAACAACUGAACUAAAUACUCAGGCUUUAUGA